Messenger RNA from Pseudozyma hubeiensis SY62, 1026 nucleotides. RefSeq lists its product as hypothetical. Gene Ontology annotation, molecular function: cysteine synthase activity. The record is from RefSeq and is a predicted model, not a curated record. Bases 1 to 1026 code for a protein of 341 amino acids. Lineage: Eukaryota; Fungi; Basidiomycota; Ustilaginomycetes; Ustilaginales; Ustilaginaceae. The transcript has a single exon. Gene Ontology annotation, cellular component: cytoplasm.
AUGCGUCCCGUCAACGGCUUUGUGGGCGCCAUCGGCAACACGCCGCUCAUCCGUCUCAACAAGAUCAGCGACGAGACCGGAUGCGAGGUACUCGGUAAGGCCGAGUUCAUGGAGCCGGGAGGAAGUGUCAAGGACCGUGCGGCGCUCUACGUCGUCAAGGAUGCGGAGGAGCGUGGUCUCAUCAAGCCGGGCGGAACCGUCGUCGAGGGUACUGCAGGCAACACUGGUAUCGGUCUAGCUCACGUCUGCCGCAGCAAGGGCUACAAGUGCGUCAUCUACAUGCCCAACACCCAGUCGCAGGAGAAGAUCGACCUGUUGCGUAUGCUCGGCGCCGAAGUCUACCCAGUCCCUGCCGUCGCUUUCGACAAUCCGGAAAACUACAACCACCAGGCCAAGCGUCAUGCUGAUCGACUUGACAACGCCGUCUGGACCAACCAGUUCGACAACACAGCCAACCGCCGUGCUCACAUCGAGACCACCGGCCCUGAGAUUUGGGAUCAGACAGACGGAAAGCUCGACGGGUUCAUCUGCGCAACGGGCACAGGAGGCACGCUCGCCGGUAUCACCAGCUACCUCAAGGAAAAGAGCAACGGCAAGGUCCAGUGCUGGCUCGCUGACCCUCCGGGCUCGGUCCUUCACUCGUACAUCCAGACCAAGGGCAAGCUCAUGGACCGCCAAGGUGGUUCCAUCACCGAAGGAAUCGGUCAAGGUCGUGUCACCGAGAACCUCAAGCCGGAUGUUGAGAAGCUCGACAACUCGGUACACAUUCCUGAUGAGGAGAGCAUCACCAUGGUUUACGAUCUCCUGCACGAAGAGGGAAUCUACGUCGGAGCCUCGUCUGCACUCAACGUGGUGGCUGCCAAGAAGAUGGCCCAACAGCUCGGUCCCAACAAGACCAUCGUCACCAUCCUCUGCGACGGCGCUUACCGAUACCAGGCUCGCUUGUUCUCGCGCAAAUGGCUCGAGUCCAAACAGCUCGACACGGCUAUUCCCGAGCACCUGCAAAAGUACAUUGUCUUGCCAUGA